AUGAGACCACGCCUUGACGGACCAACGGAUUCGUCCAGCACUCUCGUUGGUUCGGCUAUGGAACGAAAGCUGCACCCGGAGGAGUCUAUAACGGAACGGAUCGAUACUUCUGAUCGACUAAACGAACUGCGAAACUUGAUGGAGAAGGAGAAGGAACCACUUCAGAUGUAUAUCGUACCCAGUGAAGAUGCUCACGGAUCAGAAUAUGUGUCCGCGAGUGACCAAAGGCGGAAGUUCAUUUCUGGCUUCACGGGUUCCGCUGGCCAGGCUAUUGUAACGAUGGAUGCCGCCUACCUGAUUACAGACUCCAGAUACUGGAUCCAAGCUCAGAACCAGCUUGAUUCUCAUUGGACCUUGGUGAAAGCAGGCGGUCCUGGGAACCCGAAGGACUGGAUAGAAUGGCUCGUGGAUUAUCCUCGGAUAUCCAAUUCUCGUAUUGGUAUCGACGGACGUAUGAUCUCACAUGAGAAGGCCGUGCUUGUCAACAGCAAAUUGGCCAGCCGUGGAUCAAAGCUCGUAUACCCCAUCCAAAACUUGAUCGACCUCGUCUGGAAAGAUAAACCUCCAAAGUCGAGAGAGCCAGUCUUCUUGCAUCCGAUUGAAUUUACAGGCGAAGAUGCUACUUCCAAGAUUCGUCGAGUCAGGGAUUGGAUCAAGUCGCAGCCCCCAGAUAUUUCUCAGUACUCUCGGUCCCAGGAAGCCAAGCCUUCACAGAUCAACAUUGCCACACUCAUAACAUCGUUGGAUGCUAUCGCGUGGUUGCUUAACAUGCGUGGCUCAGACAUCCCAUACAACCCCCUCUUUCACGCAUACCUUUUCGUAGGCCUGGAUAAUGUCGUCCUGUUCCUCGAAAAAUCCAAAGUCUCCGAUGAGGUGGCCGCCUAUCUUCAAAACAUCGGUGUGGAAAGAAGAGACUACGUUGAUGUUUGGUCAUUUUUAAGGAAGCGGGAAUGGAAAAGCGAGGGCAAGAUCAUCAUAUCCCCUCAGACCUCGUAUACUGUUUUCCUUGUCCUUACACACAUGCGGUGUACAGUUCUUCCUUCCUAUGUCGAACAUAUGAUGGCGCUCAAGAAUGAAGUCGAGCUGGAAGGUCUCCGAAGGGCGUAUCUUAGAGAUGGAGUUUGCUACGUUCGCUUUCUCGCCUGGUUGGAUGAUAAAGUCAACCAAGGUUACGAUAUCACGGAAUGGGAAGCCGCUCAUCGGCUUACUGAAUUUCGCCGCAAAGCUAAACACUUUAUGGGUCUUGCGUACGAAAACAUAUCUGCUUCUGGUCCCAAUGCGGCUCUCCCGCAUUACUCGCCUAAGAAGUAUGAAACGGAAAUGAUUUCGAGAAAUGCUCCUUAUCUCAAUGAUUCUGGCGGGCAAUAUCUGGAUGGUACAUGUGAUACCACCAGGACAGUACAUUUCGGCCGACCAGAUCCUGAGCAAUGCGAGGCUUAUACACGUGUACUCCAGGGGCAUAUUGCCAUAGAUAGUGCGGUGUUCCCAGAGGGUACAUCCGGCCAUCAGCUGGAUGUUCUUGCCCGCAGAGCACUCUGGAAAGAUGGUUUGAAUUAUCUCCAUGGAACUGGGCACGGGUUUGGCUCCUUCCUGACUGUGCACGAAGGUCCUCAGGGUUUCUCGAGUAACGUCCCACUUGUUCCUGGGCAUGUAGUCACGAAUGAGCCAGGUUUCUACAAUGUCGGAAAAUGGGGAAUGCGGAUUGAAUCCGCUCUCAUUGUACGGAGGUUCAAGACCAGAGGCAACUUUAACGGGGACAUCUGGCUUGGUUUCGAGCGCCUCACUUGUGUUCCGAUCCAAACCCGGAUGGUCAAAGAAAGUAUGCUCACGAAGGAAGAAAAGCAGUGGUUGAAGGAUCACAACUCUCGAUGUUACGAUAUCCUUAUGCCCUACCUCAAAGAUGACAAACGUGCUAUGAACUGGCUGCGACGAGAGUCUCAACGCCAGAUCGGUCUGGCUAACCCUGCGCCUGGAGGUCUCACCGUCGACUGGGGUUAG
This is a messenger RNA of Lentinula edodes (shiitake mushroom), 1998 nucleotides long. RefSeq names its product peptidase M24, structural domain-containing protein. The coding region runs from base 1 to 1998 and encodes 665 amino acids. Gene Ontology annotation, molecular function: metalloaminopeptidase activity. Lineage: Eukaryota; Fungi; Basidiomycota; Agaricomycetes; Agaricales; Omphalotaceae. The record is from RefSeq and is a predicted model, not a curated record. The transcript has 14 exons.